Molecule: messenger RNA, 1593 nt
Organism: Anopheles maculipalpis
Lineage: Eukaryota; Metazoa; Arthropoda; Insecta; Diptera; Culicidae
Product: calpain-8-like
Exons: 2
Coding region: 1-1593 (530 amino acids)
Biological process (GO): proteolysis
Cellular component (GO): cytoplasm
Molecular function (GO): calcium-dependent cysteine-type endopeptidase activity
Source: RefSeq, a predicted model, not a curated record
AUGGAUUUUAUCAGUUGGAAAAUAGGACUGGAGUGUGAAGAUGAUAAAAAUCAGAUAAGCACAUCAGAUGAUUUUGAACGAGAAGAAAACCUUCCCCCCAGGCACGAUUUCCAAAGCAUUCGUGCUCACUGUUUGGCAGAAGGGACACUCUACGAAGAUCCCGACUUUCCGGCCAACGAUUUCUCCAUCUACCAAACGAGUCCACCAUCAAGCGAUGCGAGCCCUCCCAUCGAAUGGAAACGUCCGGGUGAAAUUGUAUCCGAACCCAAGUUCGUCACCGACGGUUACUCGCGGUUCGAUGUGCGCCAGGGUCAGCUGGGUAACUGUUGGUUUAUAGCGUCCUGUGCCACCCUAACCUCCCGUCCCGGCCUGUUCAAGCGCGUUGUGCCGCAAAACAACAGCCAGUUCGAUGACGAUCAGUAUGCCGGUGUGUUUCACUUUUACUUCUGGCAAUACGGCCAGUGGGUUGAAGUGAUAGUGGACGAUCGGCUUCCGGUAAGCGAUGACGAUACAGUGCUGCUCUACAUGAGUUCCUCCGUGCAGGAAGAAUUUUGGGCAGCCCUUUUGGAGAAAGCGUACGCCAAACUGCACGGUUCGUACAGUGCGCUAAGCUCUGGAACGGGUGCCGAAGGCAUGGUCGAUCUUACCGGUGGCAUUACCGAAUUCUACCCGCUCAAAGGCUCCGAACCGGCAGAUCUGUUCGAACGGAUUGAACGUAAUCUUGCCCGCGAAUCGUUACUUACGGCCGGCAUUAACGACGACCAGGAUGAACAGUUAAAGUCCGUCAAUUUGGUGCCCAAGCACGAAUACUCCGUGACGAAGGUUGUGCGGCUGAAUGCGAAGCAGCACAUGCUGGGGAAUGAGUUUUCCGAGGAUGUGAGACUAAUUUGUGUCCGCAACCCGUGGGGUGAAAGGGAAUGGAGUGGUGCCUGGGGCGACCAUUCCCUCGAGUGGAUACUGGUGACGGACGAGAAGAUGGCGAAGCUUAACAUCGCACAAGAGGAUGGUGAGUUUUGGAUGAAGUUUGAGGACUUUGUGAAGUACUUCGAUGAUCUCAGUCUUUGCUACCAGUGUCCGUGUGAUAUGAGCGAAGAGCUGAAGCGAUGCCACCCUUGGGAAAUGGUGACCCAGUUGGGUGAAUGGAAGCGAAACAGGACGGCGGGUGGAUCGGACCCGAAAAGUUUCUGGCGUAAUCCACAGUUUAUUCUCAAACUCGAGGGAAAAUGGCGUCAAAAUGAGCGACUCAAGGUACCGGACAUUAGUCUUACGGUAGGACUGAUGCAAAUGUAUCACCGUGCUCGAGGAACGAAAAACUUAUCGUUACGGCUGUUGAUUUAUCCGAUUCCCGAUCAUGUGCUUGUCGAGCAUCGAUCCUUACCGAGCGUGUUCUUCGAAAAUGUCGAUCCAAUAGAAAUUGAUGCCAAUUUCAAGACAACGCGUGAACUUGUGGUACGAUACAACCUACCUCCGGGUAGAUACGUCAUUGUGCCGCACACCUGGAAGCCUAACCAGGAGUCAGAGUUCCUGUUGCGAAUCUUUGCCGAAGGACGUAUCGAGAAGGUUUGCUACGGUGAUGAUGAAUGUGAGGAAUAG